UUCCACAUGAAUUUAAGCCAGGGAUCUUCAUCCGCGUAUCCCGCUUCGGCAGCAAAACACCACACCUGGAUAUGCACCUGCAUCACGUCAAACCCCUCUCUUUAUAUUCCUACAUUCUGCAAUAUCUACCUUUCAAUCCUCCCUCCGGUUCUUCGACCACUUACUAGGUUGAUGAACACGGAUGGCCCUGGAGGCAGCAGAGGCUGAUAUUCUCGGCCAAUUUCUCCAAGACUUUCCGCCUGCUUUCAUUUCUCUUUUCAUAUCUGGCACUCUGUUGUAUUUUUGUCUAUAUGCUUUUGCGAGAGGGCGGAAGAUAGUCUUUGUUGGCUUAUCAGUUCCUACAUUAUUGCUAUUCUGGGCGAGUACGUAUGUGACGGUCAGAUGUGCGGCUUUCAGGGCGUUGUUGAAUUUUGCAGUCGCUGUAGCCACAAUGAAGCUCCUCGACCUCCACAUCCUCUCCCUCACUAACUCGAUCCCACAAUAUACCUCCGGCCUUCCUCUCCGGCCCUCCCAUCAUGCCCUCAUCCUCCUCACCGAACUUCGCUACGAAUCCUUCACGCCAAACCCAAUCCGCCAUGCACCACCACCAAAACUCCCAUUCCCUAACUCACUGCAGAACCGCCAACAUUUCUACUCCGAGCACGUCCAGCUACUCCUCCAUCUAGCGGGCUUCAUCAUUCUCCAAUCUGGGCCUCAAUAUCCUCCCAUCAAAGCGCUUGGCAUCCUCUUCACCAUCUACAUAAUCUGGACUUCGAUCCAACUCCUAGUCCGCUAUCGCACUUCGCCGCCAUUAUUUGGCCCGAUCUACCUCGCCCACAGCCUAGCGACUUUUUGGACAGAGACAUGGCAUAAUGCUUUCGCUUCGCCGUGCCUCAGUCUUGCAUACAAGCCUACACUCUCCCUCCUCACCGCUCUCCGCUUCCCUCGCUCCUUUUCAAGGGCCGCCGCCGUGGUAGCCUCGUUCUCGCUGAUGGCAGCUUUCCAUGUAUAUGCACUGGCUCCGUUGUUGAGUGACGAGGGAAGGAAACGGGUUGCCUUGUUCUUUGUUGGGAACGGCGUGCUUACAGUACUAGAGGUUGCCGUUUGGGGGAAGAGGAGGCACUGGGUGAGAGCGGUGGUGGCUUGGGUUGUGGAACUAGUGCUUGCCAGCUGGGUGGUGCAAGCUGUGGAGGUGGCGGAUGGGGUGUUGGAGGCAGAUUGGCGGGGCCUUUGUAAGGGUAGAACAGGUGGAUGA
This is a messenger RNA of Lindgomyces ingoldianus, 1234 nucleotides long. RefSeq lists its product as uncharacterized. The record is from RefSeq and is a predicted model, not a curated record. Bases 182 to 1234 code for a protein of 350 amino acids. The transcript is spliced from 2 exons. Gene Ontology annotation, biological process: lipid metabolic process. NCBI's taxonomy places the organism in Eukaryota, Fungi, Ascomycota, Dothideomycetes, Pleosporales, Lindgomycetaceae.